AUGGACCCAAACAACAAGAUGAAAUUCGGGGUUUUCAUGGCCCCCUUCCAUAGAACGAACGAAAACCCCACGUUGGCCCUGGACAGGGACCUUGAGCUGAUCCAGUGGCUAGACGUACUAGGGUUCGACGAAGCCUACAUCGGCGAACACCACAGCGCCGGCUGGGAAACCAUCGCGUCUCCCGAGGUGUUCAUCGCCACCGCUGCUGAACGCACCCGCCAUAUAAGGCUGGGUACAGGCGUGAUCAGCCUCCCGUACCACCACCCUUACAUGGUGGCCAACAGGAUGGUAUUGCUGGACCACCUGACCCGGGGCAGGGUGAUCCUUGGUGUGGGAACCGGCGCGCUUAACUCGGAUGCCUAUAUGUUUGGCAUCGACAUGGGACGCCAACGGGAGAUGAUGGACGAGUCCUUGGGGAUCAUCAUCCGGCUCAUGACAGAAACCGAACCAAUUACCUACAAGAGCGACUGGUUCGAGCUUCACGACGCUGUCCUCCAGCUGCGGCCCUACCAGUCGCCGCAUGUGCCGGUGGCGGUAGCAUCUGUGGAGUCUCCUUCAGGAGUAACGUUGGCCGGCAAGCAUGGAGCUGCUGUGUUGUCGAUGUCGGUGCCGCGUGGAACUAUAAGAAAGACGACCCUUCAAGACCUUUGGUCCAUCGCCGAAGACUCCGCUGCAGAGCACGGCAAUACUGUACGUAGGGAAGACUGGGGCAUCGUCUCCGGUGUUCACUUGGCCGAAACCAAGGAACAGGCCUUCGAGGACAUACGCAAAGGCGGCGCCCGCGUUGUCACCGAAUACUUUGCCAAAACCCUCGGCAAUCCGGCGCCCGACGUUCCCCCUGACGAAAUUGUCGAUUACAUGGUCGAGAACAACCAGUGGAUCGUUGGCACGCCCGAUGAUUGUAUCGAGGGCAUAAACCGGUUGCAGGAAAUGAGUGGGGGCUUUGGCAGCUUUAUGAUCCGGGUAGAGGACUGGGCCCCGAGAGAAAAGAUCCUGCAUAGCUACGAGCUGCUGGCCCGCUACGUCAUGCCCCACUUCCAAGGCAGCUUGGUCGGCAUCCAGAACUCCCAGCGUUGGGUGAGCAACAUCAAGGAAGACCUGCAAGCUUUCCGCAAGGCAUCUAUCCAGCGGGCCACCGAUGUCUACGAUGCGUCGAGACAAGCUUAG
This is a messenger RNA of Geodia barretti, 1167 nucleotides long. Lineage: Eukaryota; Metazoa; Porifera; Demospongiae; Tetractinellida; Geodiidae. The record is from the annotation of a GenBank genome assembly.